GACACCGGACACAAGCACACCCUCCUCCGUCUCCUCUCGGACAGAAUGCAGCCUACAUCCGCCCUGCUCCUGCUCCUGCUCCUGGGCACCGCCGCCUGUUUUGAGCUGAUCCCAGAGGAGGCUGCACCCCGGCGGGCCCGGUUCUCUGCCAACAGCCCGACCGACGUGGCCAGAUGUUUGAACGGUGCUGUAGCUGUGGGCUGUGGAUUCUUCUCCUGUCUGGAAAACUCCACCUGUGACACUGACGGCAUGCAUGAAAUCUGUGAACUGUUCCUCCACACAGCUGCUACCUUUAACACUGAGGGUAAAACUUUUGUUAAGAAAAGUCUACAGUGCAUCGCCCAGGGAAUCAACGCUAAAGUAUUCCAGACUAUCCGUCGCUGCAACAUCUUCCAGAGGAUGAUCGCAGAGGUGCAAGAAGAGUGUUUUACCAGCCUGGACAUCUGCACUGUGGCUCGUACCAACCCUGAUGCCAUCGGAGAGGUGGUGCAGGUGCCCACUCACUUCCCAAACAGGUACUACAGCACUCUGCUCCAGACCCUGCAGGCCUGUGACGAGCAGACGGUGGCGGCGGUGAGGGCUGGCCUCAUCGCCAGGUUAGGCCCCGACAUGGAGACCUUCCUCCAGCUGGUCCAGAACAAGCCCUGCGCCACAGGCUCCACCUCUGCCACUUACAACAACCCAGCCAGCUGGAGAAACAUGCCUGUGUUCAACAUCCAGCCCGGCUUCAGGGGCAGAGAUCCCACCCACCUGUUCGCCAGGAAGAGAUCUGUUGAUGGAAUGGAGGGAGGGGCUAAGGGCCAGAAGUAGACGCACACACAUGCCUGAGCAUGCAUACACACACACACACACACACACACACACACACAUGCAUGUAUGCUGCAAACACUUACACAUCUAUGCACACUGAUACACUUGCAAAUGUGCAGCUUUCUCUUCUUUUCACCAAAUGAUUACCUUUGCAGAUGGUGGGUGGGGGUGAUGCUUCCUGUUAAAUGUUGUUUUUGGUUUUUUUGUUUGUGUUGUUUUAGUUGGUUUUUGUGGAAGACAUAGAUUUGGCCCAAUGUUACUGACAAGCUUGUUUGUGCAAAGUGUAUUACAGACAGUUUAAAAGAGACCUAUUAUAAUGACUAUCAUUUAUAUUUAUUUUCUUAAAUGAGUUAAUUUAUAAGGCUUUCAUGCUGUUCUAUUUAAUUUAGUAUGUGGUAAAAACAGAGUUGUAUACAGCCCAGAAGCUGUGGAGGUCAGAGGAUGCUGCCAUGCUGGUCAUGGAGCUUUUUGUGACUCCUGAAAGGGCUAAUGCACUGAUCUCAGAUCAGUUUAUUCAUUAUAUACAUUGUUGAAAUAAGAGGAGUGUGUUGUAAACCUGAUACAGUGACCAAAGUAGCAGUCUGUUUGGCUGUGUUGUGUUAGAAAUAAAUUAUGUUAAAUGAUUAUCAUUGACUGAUUUGAUUACUUUUAUGGUAUGUGCACUGUAGCAAUGACUGAUCACAACUUAUAAUCAACGUAAAGAAAGAACACAAAAAAUAAGCAACAUAAUAAGACAAAUUAAUCACAAA
This is a messenger RNA of Sphaeramia orbicularis (orbiculate cardinalfish), 1559 nucleotides long. It is a transcript of the gene stc1l, whose product is annotated as stanniocalcin 1, like. The record is from RefSeq and is a predicted model, not a curated record. NCBI's taxonomy places the organism in Eukaryota, Metazoa, Chordata, Actinopteri, Kurtiformes, Apogonidae. The transcript is spliced from 5 exons. Gene Ontology annotation, cellular component: extracellular region. Gene Ontology annotation, biological process: intracellular calcium ion homeostasis. The coding region runs from base 46 to 810 and encodes 254 amino acids. Gene Ontology annotation, molecular function: hormone activity.